AUGGCUUUUUUGAGUGAAAUCAACACAACCACCGCAGAACCAUGCGAACUGUCUCUCUUCAGCGAUCCUCCCAAUCAAGUGGCUCUUCAAAAAAUUUAUUUUUCGGAAACUCGCCCCGUUUCGUCAUUCGACGCAGCAGACGCACCCCUUGAAUUUGCCAUUCCAGGAAGUGGAAAUGAGUACUUGGAUUUGAGAAGAAGUCGUCUCUAUUUGAAAGCCAAAAUUACAAAAUCGGACGGAACGGCUCUGGCUAAUUUAGAAAAGACGGGGGUCGUCAACCUACCCCUACAGUCCUUGUUUUCUCAGAUCGACGUAUACAUGAACGGAAAAUGUGUCACUCAAAACGCCAACAAUUACCCGUGGAAGGCUUAUUUAAAAGUCCUCUUGUCCAAUGGCCCGGCGGCCAGCUCCUCUCAUCUGCAGACGCAGUUGUAUUAUCCCGACCAGGACAGUUUAGACGACGCUAACGCUGCCGGGGGAAAAAAUACCGGUCUUCGUUCCCGGUAUGUUUUUACACAACAGUCCCGCACUUUUGAUUUAGAAGGACCUCUUUAUUUGGACUGUUUUUACUUGGACAAGUAUCUGAUCAACGGAGUGGACUUACAGUUGAGACUGUUUCGUUCUCGGAACGAAUUUGUCUUGAUGAGUGCCGAGACCAGUCCCAGUUACAAGGUCACUAUUUUAGACGCCGUAUUCAAAGCCUGUAAAAUCAAAGUAGACAGUGCCAUUUUACUAAACCAUGCCGAAACUAUCACUAAAACGCCGGCGCGUUACAAUUACGUGAAAUCAGAUGUCAAAAUGACAACCAUUCCAGACCAGACAAGCGAAUUCUACUGGGACGAUGUUUGGAAUGGAAAACGCCCGUCCAAGAUGUACAUUGCCUUCGUAAAACAGGCAGGUGUCAACGGCAGUUACACGAGCAACCCCUUUAACUUUCAACACUUUAAACUCUCCGAAAUCGUAGUAACUGUCAAUGGCGAGCCCAUUCCUGUGCGACCUUUGAAACUAGACUAUGGAGACAACAAAAACUAUGUGAGCGCCCUCUGUAACCUGUAUCAGGCCAGCGAGAAAUGGUAUAAAGAUGAGGGAAUAAUCAUUGACCGAGAUUCGUUUUCUAAAGGCUAUGCCAUCUAUGCUUUUGACCUCGUCCCCAACGAUCUGGGAGAAGGUGUCAAUCAGUGUGAAUUUUUCGAUAGUUUUGGACGAACACCAGAGGACUACGAUGAGCGUCUCAGAGACUUUGUUGAUCGCAAUUCGCCACUGUGUCUGUACAAUAACAUCCAAGUGCAGCCGGAUUUUUCUUCCACUUGUGGACUUCACGUGUUGUAUUAUUUGAAUGCGCGUGCAAGAGGAAUCUCAAUGUCAGACAUUGUCAACAAGACCUCCGAAAUGCGGGUACGGGACAUUCUCCCAAACAGAGACUAA
Messenger RNA from Magallana angulata, 1425 nucleotides. RefSeq lists its product as uncharacterized. Bases 1 to 1425 code for a protein of 474 amino acids. Lineage: Eukaryota; Metazoa; Mollusca; Bivalvia; Ostreida; Ostreidae. The transcript has 2 exons. The record is from RefSeq and is a predicted model, not a curated record.